This is a messenger RNA of Liolophura sinensis, 5366 nucleotides long. RefSeq lists its product as uncharacterized. Bases 103 to 4953 code for a protein of 1616 amino acids. Gene Ontology annotation, cellular component: nucleus. Lineage: Eukaryota; Metazoa; Mollusca; Polyplacophora; Chitonida; Chitonidae. The record is from RefSeq and is a predicted model, not a curated record. The transcript has 11 exons. Gene Ontology annotation, molecular function: DNA-binding transcription factor activity, RNA polymerase II-specific. Gene Ontology annotation, biological process: regulation of transcription by RNA polymerase II.
GCCAUUUUGUUUUGGUCGCUUAGAUGACUGACGAAAGUCCCUUUUCUGCUCGAAUUUCGCGAGGGGUCUUCGAAUCACCUUAGACGUUUGUUUUUGUCAGCGAUGUCACACGAAUCGCGAAAUAUGAAAGUGUCGACCAGCACGGCAUCAUCCCACAAGACUUUCAUUCCGUUUGGGAACUCCGUUGUCUUGAAGCGCUGUGUUGACCUUAACUGUGGUUGCAAGUCUUCCUUCCAUUGCCCAUUCUGUGAUCUUUCACAUUUUAAGGCUACAAAACCCAGCAGAGUGCAGGAUCAUCUGGAAGAAUCUCAUUGGCCAAAUGCUGUCCAGUACAAAGACCUGUUCAUUCUGCGCUGCUUCCACCUGUGUGCAGAGGACAUUGGGGGUCACUACCACUGUCCAGUGUGUCCAGAGCUUAUUGAUCGGAGGUUUAAAUUUGUCUCUCACCUACAGGCUCAUUUGGAGGACAAGGGAGAGAAUGUCCACUUAGCCUAUGCUCCUGAUGCCAAACAACCACCAUGUUUGGUGUAUCGGGACUUUACCUUACGUCGGUGUGAGGAUAGUUGUUGGAAUAACCCUGAGCCAGGACUGGGACACUACCAUUGUCCGGGCUGUGACAAUAUCCAGACUACCACCUCCAGCAUGGCCAACCAUCUCCGCAAGUGCUUUGCCCUGAUCAAAAUGAAGCAAGAAGGCAGUAUUAAUACCAGGACAUUAGAAAACCCGCAGCAGGUCUUUGCCGAAUAUUGGCACAAGUCUAUUGUGAGAAACACAUCAGACAUUCCUAUCCGUCGUUGUUGUUCUAGGAAAUGCUGCAACCGUCUGUAUCACUGCCCUCUGUGUACUUACGAAAGAACAGAUCCUAACACGAUCGCAAACCUACGCAUUCACUUCAGCCAUCACCAAGACAAUGCUGUCACUCAUAGAGGCUACACUAUCCUGGCCUGCCAUCUGGAUUGUGAACAAUAUGGAGUCGCCAAUCCAGCCUUGCACUAUCACUGUCCUUACUGUGGCACCACAAAGUCAGGCUUGGCACAGUUCUCCAGCCAUUUAGACACCUGCAGACAGCUCAGCAGCCGUGAGAUGGAGACUGAGGAUGCCCCUGAAACUGAAAUCAGCAGUGUCCUAGAAAAUGAAGAUGUCCUGUGUCAGACUGUAGACUCAGAUGAUGACAUGUCAGGAGGUGAAAUGGAUAGGAGCCUGCCUAGACAUGCUCUGGAUUCUAAGGCACAAAUUGAGAUGUUCGAUUCAGUCACAGCAACCUUAUCACAGCCAUUCCUCAAAGUGUUUAACUUUGCUACCCUUGUUACCGCUGAGAAGUUGUUAUCAGAUGUUGCAGGGGCAACAAGUGUAGAGUGGAUCUCCUCCCCAGGCACUGACCCCAGCCGCCCUGUCCUUAGUGUCAAGGGAUGCCUCGCUAACAUUCUUAAAGCCGAGUCCUAUCUGUUUGAGAAAUUCUUACAAAUCAACAAUGACAAAAGUGUUUCUGUGAAGACAACAAAACCAGAUUGGGCCAUGCCUGUAGAAAAAACACCUGAUAACUUCCCAGCUUCCCCAUCGAGCUCCACGGUUAAUGUGUCCCCUGUGACCUCUGCGACCCCCAUGACCCCCACCAAUGUGGCAACACCCUUCAGCUCUCUUCAUGAUCAGCCUGCACACAUUUUGGAAUUAUCGAGAAGUGAGAGCCGAUCCUCGCCUCCAUCACGUCUGAAAACAAUGCCACUGCUUAACAAUUUUGGCUCGAUCAGUGGCAGUAGUGUUGCUGGGAUUGAAGUGCUCCUAACCAAAAGCACCAACCAUGACCAUCGUUAUUCAAGCACAGAUCCAAAAUGUAGGAUCUCUAGUUAUGCUGAUCUAGGCUCAACUUGGAGUGCAGGAAAAUCGCAACCUCAUUUGCAAAAAGGAAAGAAACUUCAGUUUUCAGAUAAACAUAAGGACCAAGGAACUGAUGCAGAAGAUACUGAACUAUUGACUGCAAAUGAAAAGAGUAAAGUCUUUUCAAGUGAAGUCUUGUAUUGCAUAGUCAAGACAGAGAGCCAAGCAGCUUCAAGGAGAAAGUCCACUUUCACACAUUCUGUAUUAGAAGAAUCACCAGCAGUGCAAGAGAAAAGGUAUUCCACAAGAAAAGUCUCAAAAGGGGUUCAAGGCAAAACAGAAGUUCAGACAGAAACUCAGAACUUGCUUGAGGAAAAUGGCGCCUUACCAGAAAAAUUAUCUACAGGGCAAAAUAAAGCGAUUGAUACCGUUAAGAGAUCUACUACAGUGAAAGACUGUACCAAAAGUAGUCCAAAGGCAAUGUCUUCUGACCUUGUCUCAGUGGACACUGCAGAAUUAAUAAACUCUCCGACUAAUGGUGAGAAGAGGUUAUCUGAAACACUUCCUGAAAAUCGGUCUCCAAAGAGGUACUUUACUCGAGGUCAUAGGGUUGAUACAAGUAUGUUUAGAAAGCAAAAUAAAGCGAAAGAUGAACCAAGUGUUCUUACAAACAGUAGGUCCACCAAAUCAUCAAAGGCCUCCAGGAAAGAUAGAAACCCAGAAAUGCGUGGUACAAAGGAUGAGGGAGAGAAUGUAAAUGAGGAUAUCAAAGUUGCCAAACAAGGAAGUAUAUGUACUGGCAAGGAAAAAACUCAAGUGUUUCUCCUAAACGACCUACCAGAUGACAUUAAAGCAGCCUUACCUUCAACUUCCAAGAUUACCACUGUUGGAAAUCAACAGGUGAUUUACAUGAACCAUAUGUCAGAAACUGUCAAGCAGUUCCUUGAGAGUCGGUCAUCAUUAAAGGCCUCAGAAGCGAAGUCACAGUCACUUGAGUUUAAUGAAUUACCAGAGAACUUGAAGAGACUUCUCUCAUCGACAGCCCAGAGUGCAAAUAUAUCUCUCACGUUUAUCCCAUCCUUGCCUGGAGGACCAGAGCGAGGUUCUUCCUUCAAUGAUGGGAAAGAUGUUAGAAAUCAAUCCUCUCUCGCUUUGAAUUCACAUACUGAUGCUACUGUUGAGAGUUGUUAUAAUCCAGAAGAUUCAAAAGGGAGACCAUCGGCAUACCCAAGUCCUAAAACAGCUACACUACAGGCUGUCACAUCCAGGGCUUCAGAAAAUUCAUCCAAGCCUCUACACCCAGCAUCUUUAUCUUCCGACGAAUUGACCAACGCAUCACAGGAUUUAGCCAACAAGAUGUUUGGGUUACAGACUGAGAGGAAAUCAGCCUCACCCGUUAAUAAAUCCGAGGGGAUGCGAAUUCCUGCGUUGAUUGGUACCAGACAGAUUAUCUCUAGCCAGAGUACCCCAGCAAGUUCUGGUCCCUCUGUGUCUUCGAACUUAACAGAGCAAUCCAAAGUUGUCCUAAGAAAAUAUCCUGCUCUACCUCUUCCUAACUUCUUGGGCAAGCAGUCUUGUUAUAUCCCACACAUUGAAGUCGGUUUGUCAUUCACUGAUGUGGGGCUUGUGGUGGAACGAACAAGCCUAAAGCAGAAGAACAAGGAACUUUCUCAGACGCAUGAGAAGAUGUCGUCUGACAAUUCUUCACUAAAUAUUCGACGGAAAGAGAAAGCCCAGAAGGUGUCAGAGAUGUCAUUGGAAGUGGAUGUCCUCGCAUCUAGUUCAAACAGUCCCAGAGUUUAUUCAGAAUCUGAAAUGCCUCCCCAGUGUCGACCAGUUUUGAAUGAAGUUGAAACUUUAAAAGCUGACAAAAAUAUUGAGGCUAUUGAACUUUGUAUUGACAAUGACGCGACGGUUAUCGUCAACAAGUGCAUGACUUGUCCUGUGUGUGGAGUUAGAUAUUUUAAACCUGAAAGACUGGCGGCGCACAUAAUGUUCAGCCAUUACAAGUACAAGUGUGAAGUGUGCUUCGCUGUGUUAACUGAUAAAGAUUCUCUUGUCAACCAUUUAAGGAGUGUUCACAACGCCACCUGUCAACCUAGAAAGCGAGAAACUACUGCACCCAGAAGUGAAAUAUGUAAAUGUGGACACUGCAAUAAACGCUUUACAAAUCGUAGGAAACUGGAUGGCCAUCAGCACAAAGCUCACGGCGCCAUCAUUCGUUGCAGUAUUUGCAACAAGAUCUGCACCGAUAUUUAUCGUCUCACUUCACAUAUUAACGUUCGACACUUUAAGCAAGGUGCAACGGUGUGUGACAUUUGCGGAAAAGAGUUUCCUAUAGAACGAUAUAUGAAUUCGCAUCGACGAAGACACUUUCAGGAAAAGAAACAUGCGUGUCCGACAUGUGGCAAAAAGUUUUUGGAUACUAACACGUUGAAAGAUCACAUAGAGACGCACAAACCAGCAGAGGAUAGGCGCUACCGAUAUAUCUGUUCUUUUUGUGGAAAGCGUUUUAACAGUAAGCGCAGUUUCAUUGACCACACCAACAUUCACACAGGUAACAGACCCCAUGUGUGUAAAAAAUGUGGCAAGUCGUUCAGCUACCUCACAAUACUGAGAAAGCACGAAAAAACGAAGCAUGAUGACCGCAGACCGUUCGAAUGUGAACUUUGUUCGAAAGCCUUUAAAAUGAAAGCCAACCUCAAGGCCCACAUGGUCACCCACACUGGAAUCAGCAGGUUCACGUGCCCGUUCUGUCGACGCUGUUUCGGAACAGCCGCCAUUUGUAAGACGCAUAUCUCUAAAUGUAAGGUCUCGAAAGCAUUUAAACAUGAUUCAGACCCAAAUACUGAGGCUGUCCAAGCCAUGCAGAUGUCUGUUGUAACCAACUUGCAGAAUCUUGCCGAAGAUAGUACACUAGUGGCAGCGAUGCAGAUGGCCCUCGGAAACCAACAGACCGUAGAGCUGCAACCCACGGGCAGCGAGUCGGAGGAAGUGCUACAGGAGACAUUCAUGUACAUGUGCAGUGCAUGUUCUCAAACCUUUGACAACAUUGCCGCCGCUGAGCUUCACAUUAACCAGUGCCAAGGGGCCACAUCGAGUCAGGAAAUCUGGUGUGAACAGGAUAUACUACAGUAAGUGACCACACUUAGAUGGUGACUCACAACUUCAUGUAAGAAUCUCUGGCUGAACAAUACCUUGACUUUCAUAAAGCGUACUUAGAUAAUAUUGUUUGUGAAACCUGAAAUACCGUUUUUGUAAAAUCCAGCUAUUGUAACCGAAAUGCUGUAUUCAUAAAAAUUAAACGUCUGAUACACGUAUCUAUUUCUGUUCACAUUUCGUGAACGUAAUGAUAAUAAUAAAUUGGACUCGUCCGUCAAGAUAAUACUUUUGCUAUAUUAUUGUUACAGCAGUUACGUUAGAAAUGCAAACCAGGCUUUAAGUAUGAAUAUUCUGAUGACAUUCGGCCCUUUACAGCGUAAGAGCCCAGUGCACGAGUUACCUUUUUAACAUAACCUCACUAAAAUUUUAUGUAUGUUUGGUUGCCAUAA